This is a messenger RNA of Alternaria ethzedia, 2571 nucleotides long. RefSeq lists its product as uncharacterized. NCBI's taxonomy places the organism in Eukaryota, Fungi, Ascomycota, Dothideomycetes, Pleosporales, Pleosporaceae. Gene Ontology annotation, molecular function: protein serine/threonine phosphatase activity. The transcript is spliced from 3 exons. The coding region runs from base 1 to 2571 and encodes 856 amino acids. Gene Ontology annotation, biological process: protein dephosphorylation. The record is from RefSeq and is a predicted model, not a curated record.
AUGACACCACAAUCCCUGGGACCAAUGUCUCCCCCACCUAUGUCAGCAAAGUCUUUCGGCACCUUCAUCGACUCGGAGCCGUCGACGCCAGCCUACUCACCAAGGAUGGACCACCAGUGGGACGACUCAUCGGUGGUCCUAGUCCGUCCCAUGUCCUCGUCUUCUGAACCUUCCAGCCCUACUGAGCCAGUAUGGCGCAUGCUACAACCACUGCCUGUGAAGGCCCCACCAAAGCCCAAAGCCAGCACCGUCAGACCUCAGUCCAAAGAACCGGUCUCCUCUGCCAAGGAGAUCUCAUCACAGACAUCGCUUGCAUCGCACCCUACUAAGCAGGCGAGCUACGUCAAUCGCCCGCACGCGAUCAAGCUAGCAAGCCUAUCACAACAAGAUUUCCCCCCGAAGAGCGAAGAUAUCCCACAGGAUGAUGUUACAUCACCUCAGCCGACAGCCAGCACUCCCACAGCGGCCGCCUUUGGAAAACUGGCAAACAAGAUGAAGUUGAUGCUCCGGCGUAAGAACACGAACGCAAAGAAAAAGGAGAAGAAGAAGCGAGAGUACGAAGAGGUAGACCGCAUAGAGGAUGUACACUGGACAGAGAUACUCCUACAAACCCAGCACAAGAGUUCAAGAACCAAUGGAAGAGACACUACCCUCUUCAACCCGCGAUGGAACCAACCAGCCAAGGACCCCACAACCACACUCCUAGAAUCGCGCUUCCCAACCAAAACCGUCCUCGUACUCCUCACCCUAGGCGGCCUAGCAUACUACUUCGUCGACAUAGUAGAAACCGACUGGACAGACAGCGUCUACGGCGCCUUCGAAACCGGCGACGAUGCCUCCCAACUCGCCCAACCCCUCCACUUUUACUCCUCGAAAGAAGAAGUCCAACACAUCCUCGACUUCCACAUCCCAGAUCCCAGCGCCCCGAUGAAAGACCCCGCCGUAGCGAAGUUCUUCUCGGAGCAAUUCGACAAGCUAUGUUACGGAUGGAUGAUGACGCCCGAUGAUUCGAAGAAGGGUGUCGAAGGCAUGCCAGACGUGCAAAUGCCCAUAACACACGGAUGUCGGUUCCGCAGCAACGAGCCAUGUGAAGAUUUCUUCGCCCUGGGGACAUCGCCUGGUCCCGGGCAGAACCUGUGGAAUUACUGGACUGUACUAGAUGGCCAUGCAGGACGACACACGGCAUUCUACCUCCAAUGGACACUCAUCCCCAUGGUCUCCUCCGCACUCAGCACCCUAACACCGCACGCCUCGAGCCACCAAAUCGAAAGCAGUAUAAAAACCGCCUUCCUCGCCACGGACAAAAGUAUCAUGUCCCGCGCCAAAACAGCCGCAGCCUGGUUCCCAGCCGCCAACGCCGCCGCCAUCGCCGCGCUCACACCCGCUUUCUCUGGGUCCUGCGCGCUACUCGCUGCAUUCGAUCCCCAGACCUCCAAGUUACGCGUCGCCUGCACAGGAGACUCGCGCGCCGUCCUCGGCCGCUGGGACCCCUCCACAUCCUCCUACACGGCAAUCCCCCUCUCGGAAGACCAAACCGGCUUCAACGCCAAGGAAGUAGAAAGACUAAGCAAGGAACACCCCGACGAACCCUCCGUCAUCGACCCCAAAACAGGCCGCAUGCUAGGCAUAGCCGUAACCCGCGGCUUCGGCGACCACCGCUGGAAAUGGGAUAACGAGACUAUCAAAGCGUGCCAGCACAAAUUCUGGGGUACGGCGCCCAGACCGGGGAAUCUGAGUCCCCCGUAUAUGACGGCGGAGCCCGAGAUAACGGAAACGGCAGUUGUGAGGAGGGAGCCGCGGGAUGGGAUGCUGUGUGGUGAUGGUAGGGCAGAAGGGGGGAAAAGCGAUUUCCUCAUCCUCGCUUCCGACGGCUUAUGGGAUCGGAUUUCUUCUGAACAUGCCGUCGAGUGCGUGUCCCGCUAUCUCUCCGCGCGCGCCCGUGGCCAGGGUUCCGUGAAGCAAGACCCGGAACUGCUGCGCAACCCUCCCGUUUUCCCCCAAAACUUCUCUAGCUUGGACCCGGGUGUGACGUGCGACCCCGCGGCAGGCGAAGACGUAGAUUGGAAAGCGGAGCCGCAGUUUUUUGCGAUUGAAGAUGAGAAUGCGGCGGUUUGUCUGGCGAGGAAUGCGAUGGGUGGGAGUAGGAGGGGGUUGUUUUUGGGCGUGUUGGCGGGGCCGGAGCCGUUGAGUAGGAAUGCGGUGGAUGAUACUACUAUUAUGGUUGUUUUCUUUGAUAAACUGGGUGAGGAUGGUGCUAGGGCAAAGAACGGUGGUCAGAAGCCAGUGGAGGGUGAACAGAAGAAGAGAGGGGGGAGUCUAGAUAUCAACAAGAUCGAUGUACUCAUGAAUGAUAAGAAGCCACCACCACCCCUCCGCCUCCCCUCCGCCUCCCCCACCCACCCUGUGUUGGCGGGGCCGGAGCCGUUGAGUAGGAAUGCGGUGGAUGAUACUACUAUUAUGGUUGUGUUUUUUGAUAAGGUCGGGGAGGAGGGGACGAAGAAGGGGAGUGGAGAGGCAGCGAGGGAGAAUGGAGAUGGGGAGAAGAAGAAGAGGUGGUGGUGGCCGUUGUGA